GCGCAUGAUCAUUAGUAACGUUGGUACUGUGUGUGUGCCUGUGCGUGUGUGUGUGUGUGUAUGUGUGUGUAUGUGUGUGUGCGCGUGCUCCUGCCUGCCUACCUACCUACCUUACUGCUUGCCCAGCCUUACAUUUCUAUAUAUUUUUGUCAAAAACCUAGGGGUUGAUUACCGGACUGUAACAAAUCAUAUUUAGCAUGUCGACAAAUAAAUCAAAGAAAGUGAAAAUGGCCACUAAAUCAUGUCCUGACUGCGAUCAACAGAUUCCAGUAGCCUGCAAGUCUUGUCACUGUGGCUAUGUGUUUAUUAGCCGAAAACUCCUAAAUGCUAAACAGGCUGAGAGGUCAUCAACCACAUUGGAUACGCUAGAUGCUAAAAGGAGGAGGACAGAAAGAGUACAAGCAGAGAAGAUUAGUGCCACCUCAGCCAAUCACAAAGAACAGAGAAGGCAGUCCCGCUCAAACAGCCAAUGUGAGCAGGUCCGAAGAGGGAGGGGACGGCCCAAAACCAUUGCACACAAGAAGCAAGAGGAAGAGAGAGAAAAGCAAGACAAGGAGAUUGAUAUUUACGCUAGUCUCUCAGAUGAGAAAGCUUUUGUGUUUUCAGUGGCUUUGGCAGAGAUCAAUAGGAAGAUCCUUGGUCAGAGAUUGAUUUUAUAAUGGGGUUGAUUUUGAGUUACAAGAGCUGAAAAUGACUGCAAUGGACCUGUACUGAAGUAAUACGUGAACUUUGAGUAAGUCAGGGCUUGUCAAUGCCUGCUAGCCAUGGUCUGCAUGUGACAUACAAGUUCUAUAAAAUGGAGAGUAUCUUGAAUGGAUGGAUGGAUGGAUGGAUUUUCAGUACCACUUAGCUAGUACAAGGCAUAUUGUGUAUAAAUGCAUUUUUAAAAAAUAGUGUAAAAAUAGAAUUUAAAAACAAAUUAACAUAGAUAAUCAAAGAGAUUACAUUUUGAUUUGUUUGUUUUAUGUACAGUGGACAGUUUUUAUUAUAUUAAUUUAUUAGGCAAAAACAUUAAUAAAUGUAUAUUUAAUAGUUUUUUGUAUUUCAUUUUAAUUGCAAUCCAACUUCAGAUGUGUAAAGCUGUUACUUUUGUGGAACAAUUUGCUUUGCACUCAAAUAAAAAUGUUGAGGACUAAAUGGCUGAAAAUGUUGCUUUCAGUCUUCUGGAGGCUUGUUUGGUCUUUAGAAGAGAAUAGUGGAGCAAUUCAUUUUGGUAUCCUGCUGUAUAAUGUUUUCAAAUAGUGUUGUGGUAAAUUUCCUCUAAGCUUCUUUCAGCACUUGCCAAAGCUCUUCUUUGGGCUUUGGCUGUUUUUCAGUCUUCUUGCUGUUUAAGUGAUCCGACGCAGCCUCAGUUAUGUUGAGGUACAGAGUUCUUGACAGAAGACUGCAAGCCUAUAAGACCCUCUGCCACGCCAUGCUUUAUGGUCUUUUACAUACUCUAAUCUCGUAUACUUGUUACCUCUAUGAAAAAAAGACCAUUUCUUAGAAGACUUUUCAUGGCUGAAGCAUGACUUGGUACCAGAUGACUCUGAUUCUGAAUGAGAACAUCAUUGAAUUUCUUUCUGUCCCUUAAAGAAGUGACCUUUGCUCAGGCACAGACAGCUCUUUGGUUCUUUCCGCUGUUUUUUGUCUUCAGCUUGCCCAGUUUCUUCAGAUUCUUUAUAACAUCUUCAACACAACAUCUUGAAGAUCCAGUUUGUCAAACUAUUGCUUGCUGGCUGAAGCCUUGUUGGUAUAAAACUGUGAUUUUAUGACUGUUGGAAUGAGUCAGCUCAUUUCAACAGUGAUAUCACCCUAGAAUUUGUAACCAUCAUACAAAAUGUCCAUUAUGUUUGGCUCAAUAUCUCAUGACAUUUAUUAAAAAAGUUAAUUAAGUGAGCUUAAUAAGAUGUAAAAUUAGAUCAAAUGUUUUGGGGUAUUUUUGGUUUUAUGAAUAUUGAAUACUAAAUCAAUGGAAACUACCUGUUUUAAGGCACAGUACUCUAAAUUCCUCUUCUGUGGUUAGCCUUCUUGUGCUUCUGCAGUUGUAGGAAGAUACAGAUGUCAGAGUUAAUGAGACUCUGCUGUGGUCUACGGGGACUUCCUGUUAUGAGGCAGAAGAACUAGAGUCUAGUAACCAGUUUCUUUGCAAAAAUGGGGAGAAUCAUCUCUCGGAGUCAACAACAUUGAUUGUUCCUUGUUUAGACAUUCAUUAUACUUAAUAAAUAUACUAAAAUAUACAAAAACAAUCAUAAUUUUUUGGCCAUCAUUAUUAUUGCUAUUGUUUUUAGUAUAACCACAUGUCAAUAAGGGUUUAAUAACUAUUUUUAUUACUGAUCAAGAGAAGAUAAUGGAAUAAUGGGAACAUUUGAUACACAUAAAUUGUAAACAAAGUACAAGGAAAUUUAUGUAAGAAAAUUUCUAAUAAUUGAAGUCUAUGUUGUUUGUUGUGUGUGCCCUGUGAUGAGGUGCCUCUUCAUCCAGAGGGUUCCCCAGCCUUGUGCCCUACUGUGUUUCCUGGACUAGGUUCCAAGCCCCCUGAAACAGUCCCCUGCCCCUCCCUCCAGUAGGUGGACAAUAGAUGGACAAUAGGUGGACGUUUGCGUAGUUUUUUUUUUACCACUAGGGGGCAAUAAAGCAUUGGAAUUGUACUGUAAUACUGUGUUUUAAAAAAUGGUAUAAAACUACCUACGUUUACUAAAUUGUUAUGUUGACUUACAUAUUGUACACUAAAGUAUGAUCAUAAAAUUGUAGCAGAUAUGUGUCAGGCACUGUCGAAUUCCAAAUGAAAUUAAAUAAAUUGUUAUACAACGCCAUCACAUUAA
Molecule: messenger RNA, 2804 nt
Organism: Brienomyrus brachyistius
Lineage: Eukaryota; Metazoa; Chordata; Actinopteri; Osteoglossiformes; Mormyridae
Product: UPF0547 protein C16orf87 homolog
Exons: 4
Coding region: 198-659 (153 amino acids)
Source: RefSeq, a predicted model, not a curated record